Sphaeroforma arctica JP610 is the source of this 2180-nucleotide messenger RNA. RefSeq lists its product as hypothetical. The coding region runs from base 142 to 1632 and encodes 496 amino acids. The transcript has a single exon. The record is from RefSeq and is a predicted model, not a curated record. Lineage: Eukaryota; Ichthyosporea; Ichthyophonida.
CACCUUCACGCGUCCUUCUUCACACCUCAUAGAGCGAGGCACAGCGGAAAACGAAUUACACAAUUGUUUAUUUGGUAUAUCUCGAUCAAAGUAGAGAUAACGCAUAAAGAUAACGCAUCCUCACAAUCUGAGCUCAACACCAUGAUUUCUUUUUCUAUACGCGCCCAUCUUUUGACCAGUCUGCUUGCUUGGAAGAUAUGCAAUGUAAGCGGGCUGCAUGCGCUUAAUUUUGUGAACUUACUGGAACCCAGCGAUGCUUUUAAAUGCGUCGCAGUUCAAGUUGGAGAACUCGCGAGUCCAGGGAAGUUAGUAUCUGCACCACUGUGUUAUGAGGAGAGACUUUUAAUACAGUCUACCGAAACGUCAGGGCAGGUCAAUGGUAUACCUAUCUAUAUCUUCCCCGUAAACGAUGAGGACCAAUCAGUCGAUGCAAGCUCGAUUGCACUACACUCUGCUAAUAUAUACGAAGAUGACACGCGUAAUGUUUGGUUUCUUCAUCGAAAUUCCAGCGUUAGCGAUCAAGUCCUACUUAGAAAUAUUGACAAUGGCGAUGUGGAACAGACUUUGGGAUACAUCUCUUUUGUCAACUUUGCUGAUUCUCCUGUCGAUCUGGCAUUGCGAGAGACAGCUGAAUCCUAUCUUCCGAUGAGUAAUAUGAAGUAUUACGACACCUUCAAUCAGAUUCACAAUGGUGCGUUCAGCCGAAGUUAUCAGUAUAGAUACAUUGUCGAUGAAGGGGCUGAGAAUGCCAUGACUGGAUUUUUCCGGGUAGGAUUCCGCGAAGGUCUUGAUCUGGGACACACUAUCAAUACUGUGUUUUAUGGUAAAAAUGAGGCCAAUUCUUUCCAAUCGUUAACUUUUCGUGCAACGACAGAAAACGAUUUUGUAAUUGGCCCCGUAAAUUACGCUGCAGCUAUCAGCACCGAACCUUUGUCCGAACCAACUGCUGCUAUUGACCCUACCUCGGAGCAAACACCUGACGAUACAGCAAUCAAUAACACGCCCAACAACGUACCUGAAGCUGUUCCUCCGGUGAGCAAUAACGAUGACGUCAACAACCAAGGAACCAUCAAUGACGAUGUGGUAACAAAUACAGACGGCGGUGAUGAUGGUAUAAUUGUCUACGGCAAUGAGGAUACUGAUGCGACUGCUGGAGAUUGGUGCAUUGUUGUUAUUACCGGUUUAGUAUACAUAGUUCUGAUAGUUGCUUUGUGCUAUUGGACUUUCUUGCUCACGUCGACGUGGUGGGAGUUACGAAAAAGAAUGCGAGGAGAUAUAGGACAUGCGAAGAGUGCGAAAACCAAGAUUUUAGUUGAUGUCAAAGAGGAAGAGGAAGAGAAGAAAAAGAAACGCAGUAAACGCAGUGGAGGCGGCGGCGGCAGUGGUGAUGCCGAGAAGAAGAAGAAAGUAUUCUCUAUGAUGCGCGAUAGGAUGGGGUCUCGACGUAUGAAGGACGCACUGAGUAGUAUGAGUAAUGGUCGACUAUUCGGAGAGGAAGGUGACAAUCAAGAGUAUAUCAAACGUGCGCGAGCCUUGAGCAAAGCAAAUUUACAUGAUGAUGUAGCACUGGACAUGCCCUCCGAAGAUAUCACCAAAACCAAAUCGAAAGGUAAAUCAAGCGGCCGAGUUUAAAAUUAUCAGCUUGAAUACGAACGAUGAUUAAGGAACAGAUAUCUUUCCAGCUUAGCAAUGAGACACGAUGGUCUCGUAGUGAGUAUAGAUUGGAUACGGAUAAUUGUAUACUGUAAUGUAUCUGUAGAGUAUUGCUGCAUUGCGCACCGUUAUCUUUAUAUUCGAGAUUGGGGAACGCCAGGAAUGCUUCUAAUCGGGAUUGGAGGUUGUACCAAGUGUAAGUAUUAUUCAAUUAGUACUUCGAGAGGACGGAAACUUUCAACAGUGUUCAAAAGCAAUGGGAGGGAAUACUGACUAACAUUCACAUCUUCAAAGCACGCGAGCUAUCGUGACAGCCCUUAUGGGAAGCGUGACGUUUGGAAACCAUGUUGAAGCCGAAAUGAUUGGGUCGAAUGUAAAUAAUUUCAAUAGAAUGCAUGGGCAGCCAUUAAUGGUUGUAGCAAUUUUCUCCGGCAUUGUGAUAAGGUCAGGUAUUUUACAGGAAGAUCUCUUCAUAAAAUAAAGCACGUAAUUUAUGUGGCCCGAUUUAUGGUCAUGGCACUAUCGCU